Eurytemora carolleeae is the source of this 783-nucleotide messenger RNA. RefSeq lists its product as uncharacterized. The coding region runs from base 46 to 654 and encodes 202 amino acids. NCBI's taxonomy places the organism in Eukaryota, Metazoa, Arthropoda, Copepoda, Calanoida, Temoridae. The record is from RefSeq and is a predicted model, not a curated record. The transcript is spliced from 3 exons.
GAAAAUCCGCAAACAAUCAUCAUUUGAAAUCUAAAAGACUGAAACAUGACUGCGAUUGAUUCUUCCAAAUACUGGAACUCCUCAAGACUGAUUAAGGUUCUCUACGUAGACUUAUUUAUCCUAACCUGGAUUUGUGGACUCUGGAUCGGCUGCAAAUCUUUGAGGAAUGGCGAAGGAGAGUUGACUGGGAAAAUCAUCUCUGGUAUCCUAAUUGUUAUAUUCCUGGCCUGCCUACCCUUCCUAGCACUCCUCGAUAAUUUGGUCAAGACCAAUAUAAUGGUGGACACCUCCAGGACGGCCCUAGACAACUUCAAGAUUGACAUACAGGAUGGAAUAGAGAAAAUGGCGAAGAACAUGUCGAAGACCUCCAAUAAGGUGGUAGAUAACCUGACACUCGACAUAGAGGAUGGACUUGAGAAAAUGGCGAAGAACAUGUCGAAGACCUCCAAAGAGGUCGCAGACAACCUGACGCUCGACAUAGAGGAUGCAAAGGAGAAAAUUGAGAAAGAUCUGAAUACUGUUUACAAGGCUUUUGUUAACAACGACAAUAGAAUGAAUAUUAAAAAUGUUUCUAAGGAAGAUUUGUGUAAACAAAUUUCUUCUGCUUUUGAAAAUAUCAAUUUUUCAAAGUUUUGUCGACCAAAAGAAGAUUGAAAUAGAAAAUCCUUAAAGGAUUAUAGAUAACAGUCACAUAGAAUUAUAGUGGUCUAGCUAUAUAGCACACCAAUUUUAAUAAACAAUAUGCAUAUUUAAUAAUAUUCAAUAAAAGACAUAAAACCGGUA